AAAAAAUAAACAUUUGGACACGUGUUUAGGAUCAUUUGUAAUGUUUCAAAAAAGUGCAAUAAUAUUAUUAUUAGUAGUAGUAGUAGUAUUGGUAAUAACAGCUUUAUUUUCAGUUGCAGAACUUCCUGACCUCCUUUAAGAAGUUGCAACAGCCAGGGGGUUUGUGAAAAGCACAUAUAUAAGGAAUGCGCAAAACUGAUUUAUCAUAUAGAAAUCCAGAGCGCAUCAUGCGCAUCCAGAGAGGUUUUUCCUCUUUCAAAAGCCUUCAUUAAAGUGCCUGCUCCUCCUCAUCAUAUGUGCAGAGUGAGAGCAUCAAACACAUGACUGUAUGUGUGUUGAUGUACAAUCGGAAUUCAGCACAUGCCGGCGUCCUCUCCGCAUCUUUGCAUAUUUUACGCGCACCAUUGUUUCCGCGCCUCCAAAGCUCCCUUUUUAAAAAAAAAAAGCAGCGCAGCACAAACAUGAUUAUGUGGAAGGUGUCAUUCACAUUCACCCUUGACAGACGAGCUGGGACACUUUGAUGUGGCUGCGUCUGUCAGAGCGGGAAUUUGCUCUGGUCCAAUAAUCUGUCUGGUGAGGAAGUGAGCGUCGUCUCAGCUCCUGCGCGUUCACGGGGAGCCUAUAAACAGACGUGGCGCGCAGAGCUGUGCGUAGUCGUGGAGAGAGGAGAGAGGAGAGGAGGAUAAUCGUGGCAGAGGACAGCAUCUACAGCGCAGUGGGAGAUAAGCAGACACAGAUACAGCAGGGGGAUGCUCAGAAUCCCAUCAUCACAACUUUUAACUCUCUUUGAUAACACAUAGGUGUCCAACUUUUGAUGUCCAGGUGUGAUAUGUGAGCAAGAGAGAGUCCAAGCCAUGCAGCUGAAUGAGACUGGAGUUCACUGCUCACUGGCUCCAGAGCCAUGUGAGCAGCAGAUACUACAGGAGGACAGCACCGGGAACUGUAGCGGAGGCUCCACCGGCAACCUGUCGCUGCACUGCUGGCUGCAGCUCCUCACCAGGGAAUCGAUCAUGGAAUUUCAAGGAGACAGCUCCAGCUUAGUGGUGCGUGUGAUGAUAGCUUGUGUCUACUCCAUAGUGUGUGCGCUUGGGCUGGUGGGAAACUCUCUGGCUCUGUAUCUGCUGCACUCACGAUACAGGCAGAAGCAAUCAUCCAUCAACUGCUUUGUGAUGGGACUGGCUAUCACAGACCUGCAGUUUGUUCUGACGUUGCCCUUCUGGGCGGUGGACACGGCCCUGGACUUCCGCUGGCCGUUUGGCCGUGUGAUGUGCAAAAUCAUCAGCUCGGUCACCACCAUGAACAUGUACGCCAGUGUGUACUUCCUCACAGCGAUGAGCGUGGCGCGUUACUACUCUAUCUCCUCCGCGAUGAAGAUGCACAGCCGGCGAGCGGCAGCCACUACGGCCAAGUGGACGAGCUUGGGCAUCUGGGCUGUGUCUCUGCUGGCCACUUUGCCCCAUGCGAUCUACUCCGACAGCGUCCAGGUUUCAGAUCAAGAGCUUUGCCUGGUGCGCUUCCCAGACUCAGGCAGCUGGGAUCCACAGCUUCUUUUGGGUCUCUACCAGCUGCAAAAGGUCCUGCUGGGCUUCCUCAUUCCUCUGAUCAUAAUCACCGUCUGCUACCUGCUGCUAGUGCGCUUCAUCCUCAGCCGACGCAUCUCAGGCGCAGGGGGCCCUGAGGUCGAGCAGGGCCGACAAAAGCGUCGCUCCAAAGUGACCAAAUCCAUCGUCAUCGUGGUUCUGUCCUUCUUUCUGUGCUGGCUUCCCUAUCAGGCGCUGACACUGUGGGGAGUGCUCAUAAAGUUUGACCUUGUGCCCUUCACCAAGGCCUUCUACAAUGUGCAGGCCUACGCCUUCCCCCUGACGGUGUGCUUAGCACACACCAACAGUUGCCUCAACCCCGUGCUCUACUGCUUGAUUCGCCAAGAGUUUCGGGCAGGUCUCAAGGAGCUUCUCCUCCACGCCACGCCGUCCUUCAGGAGCCUGACCCAUGUGCUGCACCGCAAGGCCAAAGUGGCCGAGGCGCCGCCUGUUCUGGUGCUGGUCCAAAUGGAUGUCUGACUUGGAUGACGUGGCUUACUGUGACAGAGGAGCUGAAGGAGUGAAUGACUAACUCAUACAGUAAAUGAGUGAAAGCUGCCUGUAGUACUAUUGAUCUGGAGUUGUUUACCAUGAAGGUGCAUCCAUCUCAACCCUGACAACAUGUUUUUUUGAAAACAACAUCAUCAUAAUGGACUAACGUGUGGGAUGUGCCCUGCUUUCACUGCAUGCAACUGGACGCUGGGACACGAUCUGGAGCUGUGGGGUACGACACAUGCGCAGUGUCUCUGAAGCUGCGAUGUUGGAGGGUUACAGCAGACGGCGCUAGAAAUAAACAACACAGUCUCACGGCAGUUUGUGAAAUAGUCGCGAAAUGUAUUCUAUUUGAUUCGCUUUUUUUUUCAACAACAUAUUUUUUGUGCGCU
Sebastes umbrosus (honeycomb rockfish) is the source of this 2464-nucleotide messenger RNA. It is a transcript of the gene rxfp3.2b, whose product is annotated as relaxin family peptide receptor 3.2b. The transcript has a single exon. Bases 855 to 2060 code for a protein of 401 amino acids. The record is from RefSeq and is a predicted model, not a curated record. Gene Ontology annotation, cellular component: membrane. Gene Ontology annotation, molecular function: G protein-coupled receptor activity. Gene Ontology annotation, biological process: G protein-coupled receptor signaling pathway; immune response. Lineage: Eukaryota; Metazoa; Chordata; Actinopteri; Perciformes; Sebastidae.